Messenger RNA from Cyprinodon variegatus (sheepshead minnow), 382 nucleotides. RefSeq names its product MAU2 chromatid cohesion factor homolog. NCBI's taxonomy places the organism in Eukaryota, Metazoa, Chordata, Actinopteri, Cyprinodontiformes, Cyprinodontidae. The transcript has 3 exons. The record is from RefSeq and is a predicted model, not a curated record. Gene Ontology annotation, biological process: maintenance of mitotic sister chromatid cohesion; mitotic sister chromatid cohesion. Gene Ontology annotation, cellular component: chromatin; SMC loading complex. Bases 29 to 382 code for a protein of 117 amino acids. Gene Ontology annotation, molecular function: double-stranded DNA binding.
UAGGGCUUUGUUUCUGCUUAGUAAAGGAAUGUUGCUGCUGAUGGAGAGGAAGCUGGGCGAGGUGCAUCCUCUUCUCAGUCUGUGCGGGACCAUAGUUGAAAACUGGCAGGGAAACCCCAUCCAAAAGGAGUCGCUGAGAGUCUUCUUCCUAGUACUACAAGUCACACACUACCUGGAUGCUGGACAGGUAAAAAGCGUGAAGCCGUGUCUGAAACAGCUGCAGCAGUGCAUUCAGACCAUCUCUACACUCCAAGAUGACGAGAUUCUUCCCACCAACCCCGCUGACCUCUUCCACUGGCUGCCCAAGGAGCACAUGUGUGUUCUCGUAUAUUUGGUAAUGCUCAUUUUUUUAUUCUUCCAUAUUUACACAAAGCUUCUAUAA